Molecule: messenger RNA, 567 nt
Organism: Pelobates cultripes (western spadefoot toad)
Lineage: Eukaryota; Metazoa; Chordata; Amphibia; Anura; Pelobatidae
Source: the annotation of a GenBank genome assembly
AUGAAGCUUAUGCUAUCAGACCUGGCAGACAACUUCCAAACCACUAUGAAAAAACAAGUACAAGGCCUGGCAGUAGAACUGAGAAAAGACAUAGCUGAAAUAGGGCAGUGCACAACCCACGUGGAACAGAGGCUGAAUGAGUGCGCAGAUGCCCACAACGGCCUCACCGAAAAAGUGCAGGAAUAUGAAAUUACCAUGCACUCUCUCAAAACGAAAAUAGCAGACCUCGAGGACCGGUCACGGAGAAACAAUAUCCGGAUUAGAGGCAUACUCGAAACUGUACUUCCAACAGGCCUCAACGACUACCUCCAAGACAUGUUCCAGGCACUCACCCCGGCUAUACACCCAGACCAGCUCGUUGUAGAUAGGGUGCACCGCCUCAGACGACCACAACACCUCCCGGCAACGGCAGAGAGAGAUGUCAUAGCUCGCAUCCAUUUCUUCCAUGCCAAAGAACUGAUAAUGAAAGCGAGCAGAACAGCAGAAAUGCCGGACCCGUAUGGAAAUCUAUCAGCAGAAACCCUACAAUACAGGAAGAACUUAGCACAGAUCACCACCACUCUCUGA